This is a messenger RNA of Cryptomeria japonica (Japanese cedar), 894 nucleotides long. Its product is annotated as MYB-like transcription factor EOBI. The coding region runs from base 1 to 894 and encodes 297 amino acids. Lineage: Eukaryota; Viridiplantae; Streptophyta; Pinopsida; Cupressales; Cupressaceae. The record is from RefSeq and is a predicted model, not a curated record. The transcript has 5 exons.
AUGGUCGAUGAGGGCACGUCUUACAGAGCUGCAGUCACAGUUGGCAGUGGCUCAGACUCAGCUAGCAGAGUGAGAUCGAUAGCUUGUCGAGGCAGUUGCAGUUUGAACCUGCACUUGGAAAUACCUAAACGAAAGGCGAUGAGUUCGAGAUGGUCUGAGUGUGGGGCGAAAGCAAAGAUAAAGAAGAGGCUAUGGACUAUUGAGGAGGAUAUUCGUCUCCUACGCUAUAUUAAACUACAUGGGCUGCAGAGAAGCGGAAAGAGUUGCAGAUUGAGGUGGGUAAACCAUCUCCGUCCCGACUUGAAGCGCAGCAAUAUCACUUCAGAAGAAGAACGCCUUAUAUUUGACCUUCAUGCCCGCUGGGGUACCAGAUGGUCGCAGAUAGCAGAAAGGAUUCCGGGGCGAACGGACAACGAGAUUAAAAACUACUGCAGGACCCAUCUGAAAAAGAAGCUUCAAAAUUCGGCACAUUAUAAUUGUAGUCCUCAAGGUAAACAAGUAGUGCUCCCACGACAAAGCCUCGAGGUUUCCACAGGCGACGCAGUUAAAACUCCUCUUUUGUAUGAGAUUAAUUAUAAUCAUACCAUGUUCAACACGGAAACUCCAAUGGAUAAGUUUACAAUAGAAGAAGUUAUUAGAGAUAUAGAGAAAGUGCAAGUACAAGUUGAUGGAAGUAGUGAAGGAGUAGGAAGCAUUCAGAAUGAUAUGGGUACAACGGGACAUGAUGCAGUUGAACUUUCUAAAAUGGCCUACACCUUUGUUUGGGAAAUUCCACUAGAAAGUCAUGCAACACAAGUAUAUGAAGCUUCCUGCUCUGCUAAUCCUGAGUUAAUGUGUCCCACAUUUAACUAUGAAUCUGAUUCAGAGUCAGAUGUGUUGCUUUGGAACAUUUAG